AUGCAGCCCAUGCAGCCCAUGCAGCGGCCAAGCAGUCAUCUUCGCUGCUAUUCUCGCCGAUUCCUUGUUCAACCAGCAAGGAGUCGAGACAAUUCGCCGUUUCCCGCCACAAGUCGAGCUAAUCGGUCUUCCAAAGUUCUGGGAUCUCAGGGACCCAAAACCUUGAUCGCCGGUCCCAAAGAUUCGCUCACCUCGUCACCGAGCCGUUUCGCUUCCACGCAAGUACGGAGUAGUUUCUACGGUCCGUACACACAAAUUCUGACUGUCAACCUGUUCGUUUCCAAGAACCUCAGGCCUCUCAAGGGGGUCAAACAAAAUUCUGUUUCGACAACAUGCAUUGAACCCCUGCCAUGCAACGGCGUGGCUAUACGAAUGCUUGGCUUUGGACUAAGAUAA
Histoplasma capsulatum G186AR is the source of this 396-nucleotide messenger RNA. RefSeq lists its product as uncharacterized. The record is from RefSeq and is a predicted model, not a curated record. The coding region runs from base 1 to 396 and encodes 131 amino acids. The transcript has 2 exons. NCBI's taxonomy places the organism in Eukaryota, Fungi, Ascomycota, Eurotiomycetes, Onygenales, Ajellomycetaceae.